UGGGCUCUGCCGGUACUGGGGUGUCGCUGCUGCCUCUGUGCCGGGGGAGGGGCCGUCAGCGCACCUCUGGCUUCAGCGGGGGAAAGGUCUGGGAGGUUGUUCCCCAAAAAGGCGGUAGCAGCUCCCCCGAGGCUACAGGGCCUCCACGAUGAGGCCAUUGGCAUCGCCACUAUCCUUCGGACUUGACCCUGCUGAGAUUUUGAGUUUGAGGCAAAGAAUGUGCCCUGAAUGGAAGAGGGGCAGCCUUCCCCCAGCCCUAGCCUCUCCCUGAAUGGGGAUGUGCAUAAAAUGGGACCGGGAGCUCAACCACACCUGUCUUUUACAUAAUCCGAGCAACAAGGAAUUCUGCAUAAUGAAAAUGAUUGAGAAUGUUGACUCUGUAGUGACUAGGUCAAGCCAGGACCUAUGGGCUGAAAUCUGUUCAUGUCUGCCAGAUCCAGACCAGAAAGAUGACUUUAGUGAUGCUUUUACAGAUUCCUUCACAGAUUCUUACAUCAGUGGAGAAAGCCAGGAUGAAGAACCAGCUGGUUCUUUCCAAGCAAAUCUGAAGCCCUGGGCACCUCUGAAAGAUUCUGAGAUAUAUUUAGCAUCACUAGAGAGAAGACUGAUGAGAAUUAAGGGUUUGUCUCAGGAAGUGACCUCCAAGGAUAUGCUGCAUACUCUGGCCCAAGCAAAGAAGGAAUGCUGGGAUAGGUUCCUGCAGGAAAAGUUUGAAUCUGAAUUUUAUGUGGAGGGACAUGAAUAUGAAGAGAGCACCCUGGAACAUUUAAAGCGGUGGCUGCAGCCUGAUAAAGUGGCAAUCAGUACUGAAGAGGUACAGUACCUGAUUCCCCCAGAGUCCCAUAUAGAGAAGCAAGAAACUGGGGAAGAGUCUCCAGCAGCAGAACAAUGAAAUGCACUCCAACCAUGCGAAGCAGCUGUCCAAGGACUGAUGGAGCUGCAUUUAGUGGCAGUAAUAAAAGGGCAGGGUGAGGAAUUGCCAAUUUUCGGUCAGCAAGGGAAAGAGCUGUGGACAUCCAGAGGAUAGAAUUGCAUUUUUUAAUCGACAGGAGUGAAGUGUCCUGCAACUUUGUGCAUGCUGGACUUAAAUCUUGUUUUUAUCUACGUGGUUUUCCAUCUUGUAGCAAAACAAUCAUUCCAGUUUAAAAAAAAAUAAUUGUUUGUAAGUCACAAAAAGAAGCUGGUCAAAAAGGGUGAUAUCCUAGAAUAGCGCAGCUAAAACUCAAAAGACAGACAUUUCUUCCUCCUUUCUUGUACCCUCUCUUUGUGGCUAUAUCUUUCCUGUUGCUAGCUUCACGGGCUUUACUCGUUGAUUUGUUACAACAAAUCUGCUGUAAAGUUAUCUGUAGAACUCCACAAUUUGUGCUUGAGUUGGCUCUAAACUUUAUCCUGGAGAGAUGAGAAACAUUUGCCCUGUUUGGAUUUGGUGCAAACUAAAUGGCACCGUACUCUCCAAUGACAAUUACCAAAGCCUGUUUAACAUUCUUCUCUUUAUAAUGUACCAGCAUGGAAUAUCACAUUUAUUGGACCUUCAGACAGUCUUGUUUGAAAAGAAGUGUUCCUCUACUUUUUUUCUUCUGCUUGAUUUGUUUCCCUCCCCGAGAGGGGCAGGUUAGAUUCUAAAUCAGUGGAAGUGACAACUGCUCAAUGGAUUGUUUUCAUGUUAAAUAAUUCUUUGUGAGUCUUACAUUAAGCCUGUUUGUAUAGAUACUUGAUCUGUUUUAUCUGCAGCAAAUUGUCCCCCAUCAUUACUCAGAGGGUCUGUAAUCCUGACCUUUGUAUGAGGCUGACUCUUAUAAUUAUUAUAUAGUAGCUGCAGUUUCUUAUAUGAUAUCAACAGCAUAAAGCAAUAGAGAGCAAUGGCUUACAUCUUCUGCUGGGUUCCUAAAACUGUAGUGAUUAGUUCUAAUACUUUAUACCGAUGUAGAUGUUCUGUAGCAAAUAUGGAUCUGUGAAAUGCACUUGCAAACCAGCUUCUUGAAAUACCUACCACUGUUUCCAUGUCUCUAUAAUUGAGUGGUGCUAUUGUCUCUUUAUUCGAGCCAUGGUUUUACUGCUACUUCUGAGCAGGAAGUCCAACAGGAUGACUUGGGACUCGUCUAAAUGGGGAAAUUUACCUGCAAAACUAUAUCACUAUAGUUACGCCAGUAUAAGUCCCUGCAUGAACACUCUUAUUACAGAAUAAGUGUCCACAUGGGAAAUUAUACCAGUAUAACUAUAUACAUACCGGUACAGAAGUAUACCAGUAUAAUUAUGUCAGUAAACUUCCCCAUGUAGACAUGGGAAAUACAGCUCAUUGUUUGAACAUAUAGAGCUGAGUCUUUUAUUGGCCCACAGCUGGGAAGAAUUUACAGUAUUAGUGCCAGUGAAAACCCAGACUUAAGUCUCCUUCAAUGCAAAACUACUUAUUUGAAAGAAUCAGACAAGCAGCAAAAAGGUUAUACACCGCUUCUUCCUAAUAAGCCUCAAUUCCCCAAGCAUAAACUCUUAGUAACUGUGUUGGCCCUAUGCAUUAUCCUGAUUGGCAAAUAAAGCAGGUAUAGCUACCAGUUCUAGAUGGAGACUUCUUUUCCUUUUCUUCUCAAGCACUUGAUCUGUCAAAUGUCCCUGGGGCAGGGUGUUGGCUACCCUGAAACCCUGUGGUCCAAAAGUCUCUUAAAAGUCCCUCGCAGUAGGCUAUUGGCUAUAGUGGCAAUCCUACAGCAUCACAAGGCUCCUCGGAUAUUAGUUGGGGUGGCAAUGGCAUGUAUGAUUAUUCGCCAGUACUUAUACUUAUCUCCAAGGAGUCACAUGUCCCCCAAAUAUGCCGUGUUGGCAUUUCAUAACUUUUUUUUUUUCUGCUUAAUAGUUUUGGAAGGGACUACAGGGCCAGACUGAAGGCCAACUAACAUUUACCUUCUCAUCAAUCAUUCACCUCAGCUGUUUGUUGUGCUGUCCUAAGGAGUCAGUUGACCCAAGUCAGUUAGUACCAAGUCCACCAUCUAUAUGUUUUCUGCAUUUUCUAGGUGGUCUGACCAUUGACUGACCAUGACAGUUCUUCCAGAUCAGCACAAAUACACAGAGCCCCGAUUAAACAUCUAAAGUACAUAGUUGUGUCAGCAUCCAAAUACAAGUUCAGCACUCUCACUUAGUAACUUUCCAUACCACCUGUCUGAUGCUAAGGGAACCCUGAUCACAGAAUCCCCUAGCAAAUGCAGACUUACUAAGCUGUACCAGUCUCAUGUCAAUCACAGUAAUUCAUAAUGGUGAGAUGGUGCUGAAUUAUUAAGGACAGGAGAUGUACAAGAUGUGUUUUUUAAAUUAAAUUUCCACUAUUUAAACUCCCCCAAAUUUAAAA
Molecule: messenger RNA, 3337 nt
Organism: Mauremys reevesii (Reeves's turtle)
Lineage: Eukaryota; Metazoa; Chordata; Testudines; Geoemydidae
Gene: CCDC32
Product: coiled-coil domain containing 32
Exons: 4
Coding region: 272-892 (206 amino acids)
Biological process (GO): cilium organization
Source: RefSeq, a predicted model, not a curated record